Messenger RNA from Theobroma cacao (cacao), 1837 nucleotides. It is a transcript of the gene HSFA6B, whose product is annotated as heat shock transcription factor A6B. Gene Ontology annotation, biological process: cellular response to heat; regulation of transcription by RNA polymerase II. Lineage: Eukaryota; Viridiplantae; Streptophyta; Magnoliopsida; Malvales; Malvaceae. Gene Ontology annotation, cellular component: nucleus. Gene Ontology annotation, molecular function: RNA polymerase II cis-regulatory region sequence-specific DNA binding; DNA-binding transcription factor activity. The record is from RefSeq and is a predicted model, not a curated record.
ACUAAUGACACCCAUGUUCACAUCUGUCUCUUGCUUCUCAAUUCUUCCGUGUUUUUCCUGCUUCUUAGUCUCUCUAUCUAACCAUUGAUCUUUGGCUCCAUCCAUAACCAGAAUUCAAUUUCACCUCUUUUGAAAGGCUUAACCUGCAUUUCACGAACCCAUUCUGAAGGCUCUUUCUAUCAUCCAAAAGCUCUGCAGAAAAGUUCAACAGCUUCCUCAACUGCAUUGUGUAUUCAUUUACAAUCACAUUGAUAUACAAAGAAAAAGAAGCUAACCCAGAUCAAGUUUUCAAAAUUUUUUUUGUUCCCUGGUGAGUAAACAAACAUGAAUCCUUAUGGCAGAGUUAAAGAAGAGUUUCCGGGAGAAAGCUCAUCAUAUGCUGGUAUGCCUUCCAUGGCUAACCCUCAACCAAUGAAAGGACUCCAUGAUGCAGGUCCUCCUCCUUUUCUCACAAAGACAUAUGAUAUUAUUGAUGAUACAAGCACCAAUCACAUCAUCUCUUGGAGUGGAGGCAACAAUAGUUUCGUUGUUUGGGAUCCCCAGGCAUUUUCAAUGAGUCUUUUGCCUACAUAUUUCAAGCACAACAAUUUCUCAAGCUUUGUCAGGCAGCUCAAUACCUAUGGGUUUAGAAAGGUUGAUCCAGAUAGAUGGGAGUUUGCCAAUGAAAAGUUUCUUAGAGGGCAAAGGCAUCUGCUUAAGAAUAUUAGGAGGAGAAAGACACAUCCAACUCAGGCUUCACAAUAUGCUUUAGAUCCUUGUGUUGAAGUUGGGAGGUUUGGACUUGAUGGAGAGGUUGAUCGGUUAAGGCGUGACAAGGAGGUUUUAAUGGUGGAAUUGGUGAAACUUAGACAGCAACAGCAGAACACUAGAACUUGCCUCCAAGUGAUGGAGGAAAGACUAAGGAAGACUGAGAUGAAGCAGCAACAAAUGAUGAACUUCUUGGCCAAAGCAAUGCAGAACCCGAACUUUGUUCAGCAACUAGUCCAACAGAAAGAUAUGAGAAAAGAGCUUGAGGAAGCAAUCACCAAGAAGAGAAGGCGGCGGAUUGAUCAAUGGUCCAGCAGUGUUGGAAAUAUUGAAUUAGGCCAGGGUGAGGGAGGAGGAACUUUUGUCAAGACUGAGGCUGAAGACUAUGAUGAUAUUGCUGAGUUUGAAGUUUCAGAGCUAGGCAAACUUGCUAUGGACAUGGGACUAACUGGGAGUGAAAACAACAUAGAGCUUGAGCAUAUAGAGGAAAGAGAAGAACGUGGAAGUAAAGAUAAAUAUCUUGAUAAGUGGUUUUGGGAUGAUUUGCUGAAUGAUGGAAUUGAGCAAGAAAUAUCAGUUUUGGAUGCUGAAGAUGAAGAUGGGGACGAUGUAGAUAUGUUGGUUGAGCAGCUGGGAUACUUGGGUUCUAGUCCCAAAUAGAGAAGAAGCUAAUUAUAUCGUUAAGUUUCAUAUCAAUGAGCUUAGUUAGACGCAGAUCCCCAGCUAUCUAACCGUUUCAUUUCUGCCUUCAUGACGGGUCACGGUGAUGCCAAAACCAAGUAAAACUUUCAGGUUUGUUUCUUGACAUUGACAAUAGAGAAUUAAUGCUGUAGAUUUACAAUAUUGAAAGAAUGUGCUCAGAAGAGAUCAGCAAGACUCGACCAAUGUGCAACUGGCAAAAUAUUUAGCUUAUAUGCUCUGGGAUAUUCAAACAAAGACAAGUUAAUUUACUAUUCUUGGUGUUGUUGUAGUGCUCAUUUCACCCCUUCAUGUGCUUUCUUAAAUCCAUUGUUUUUAAGCCAUUUUAGGCCAUUCUUGGAACUUGGGAAGACCCUCAUUGAUUAUAACAUCAUUCAACUUAAAAUUUUUA